Molecule: messenger RNA, 528 nt
Organism: Procambarus clarkii (red swamp crayfish)
Lineage: Eukaryota; Metazoa; Arthropoda; Malacostraca; Decapoda; Cambaridae
Product: calcium-binding protein P-like
Source: RefSeq, a predicted model, not a curated record
AUGACAGCAUCUCAGUAUCCCACUCAGCAUGACAGCAUAUCCCAGUAUCCCACUCAACAUGACAGCAUAUCCCAGUAUCCCACUCAGCAUGACAGCAUAUCCCAGUAUCCCACUCAGCAUGACAGCAUAUCCCGGUAUCCCACUCAGCAUAACAGCAUAUCCCGGUAUCCCACUCAGCAUGACAGCAUAUCCCAGUAUCCGCUCAGCAUGACAGCAUAUCCCGGUAUCCCACUCAGCAUUACAGCAUAUCCCGGUAUCCCACUCAGCAUGACAGCAUCCCAGUAUCCCACUCAGCAUGACAGCAUAUCCAGGUAUCCCACUCAGCAUGACAGUAUAUCCCGGUAUCCCACUCAGCAUAACAGCAUUUCCAGGUAUCCCACUCAGCAUGACAGCAUAUCCCAGUAUCCCACUCAGCAUGACAGCAUAUCCCAGUAUCCCACUCAGCAUGACAGCAUAUCCCAGUAUCCCACUCAGCAUGGCAGCAUAUCCCAGUAUCCCACUCAGCAUGGCAGUUUGAGCGAAAUAUAA